AUGGAGUUUCACGGUAUGAAGAGGAAGAAGCUACAGAGUCUCUGCAAGAAACAUGGAAUCCCCGCUAAUUUGAAGAAUAUCGAGAUGGCUAGCAGACUCGCUUCUCUUUUCCAGAAGGAGACUCAGAAAGCAGCUGAGGUGAUUGAUCUGGAAGAGAUUGAAGAUGAAGACGUUGAGAGACGGUUUAAACCACUUGUAGAGAUCUACAAUAGAGAAGAUUGCAGCAGAGCUCAGGAUGUUGCAAGACUUGGGGAAAACGUCAACGUGCCAUUGGUGGAUGAAAGAGUCAAGGCUCCAAGAAAGUCUAGGAAACUUGGAAAGAGUGUGAGUGAGCUCCUCCUCGUUGAUGAAACUAUUACCAGGAGGAAGAAGCAGGAAAGUGCAUCAAGUCUAGGCAAUAUAGCGCUGAGAAAGCUUUUGGUUGAGCACGCUCAGUUUGACCAAGAAGAAGAAGAAGGUGGCGUCGUCAAUGUGGUGGAAGCUAGUGGCUUUUACAAGAAUGGAGAAACCUGUCGAUAUUUCACCAAGAAGAAACACUCAAAAGUUGAACUUGGAACUUUUGGAAGGAGAGGUGAAGAGAAACAUGAGGAUGACACAGUUCUAAUGGCUGAGGUUAAGGACAAAGAGGAAGAAGCAUCAUCACUUCCUGUACCUCUUAUCCAUGAAGCAGAGAUAUUUGAAGAAACCACUCCACCUCCUACUUCAGUACACUUAUCAGUGAAAAACCCUGAAGCUGUGUCUACUGGUCAGAUCCUGGUUAAGGAUAUUGGUGAUGAAGAUAUCGAAGCCAAGGAGGAAAUCUUUGUUUCCAUUCCUGGAUCUGAGCUGAAGAAGCAUAACUUGGAAGCCAAGUUAGCAGAAGCAGAGGCUGCGUGUUGCAACGAGAUUCAUUCAAGCAAAGACGAGAUGAAAGUUUUAUCCCAGCCAGUAACAAUGAGCAAAGCUGCUUGUAGCAUCCUUGACGAAUCAGAGGUGUUCGUUACUCCGGAGGGAAGAAACUUAAUGUUGAUGGAACAAGAAAAUGGGAAGACGAGUGCAGCUGAUUCAGUGACCCAUCACGACGAUGAAGCAGCAGAGUCUCAUGCUGUUGUUUUCACAAUUCCUGAAAAGGUUUCAUUGGUGGCUGAUUCUGGUUUAGAUGAUGUGGGAAAGGAAGAGGAACAUACAGCCACAGAACCUGAUGUUCUCACUGAUGAAGCUAGAAAUGAAGGAGAGAGUGUAGCUGUUGAGCUUCAUGAGGAGUCUGACAUUGCCACUAGUCCACUGAGACAACUCUCCGGUGUGAGAGACAUUAAAGGAGAUGGAAUCGAAUGGAAGGAAGAAAAUGGGUUUGUUGAGCUCACUUGCAUUAGCCCGGAUAGUCAUGCACUCUUGGGAAAAUUUGAGUCAGAUGGAGCAGAGAAAAGUGGAGGAAACAAAGAUAAAGCUAGUGAAGGAAAAGCGGCUGCAGAGUUUCAUGACGAGUCUGCUGUUCCGGAAGAAGCUGCAAAAUGUGAAGGAAACAGAGUUGUGGAGUUGCAAGUUGACUGUGACGUUUUCACUAGCGCCGAGAAACAUCUACUGCUUGAAACAGCUGAAGGAGAUUCGAUUAAGGACAAAGAGGAAGCAUCAUCAUCACUGCCUGUAUUACUUACUGAGCGCUUAGAUGUUAGCAUCCAUGAAGCAGAGAUCUUUGAAGAAACCACUCCACCUCCUACUUCAGUACACUUCGCAGUGAGCAACCCUGAAGCCGUGUCUGCUGGUCAUAUCCUUGUUAAGGAGCAUAACUUGGUAGCCAAGUUAGCAGAAGCAGAGGCAAGCGUGGAAAUUUCAGCUGUAUGUUGCAACGAGAUUCAUGAGCCUGGUGAAUCUUCUUCCUCGGAAACCAAAGCUGCAGAAUCUGUUUUGAUUAUUGAGAAUGUUUUGGAAGGAGAAUGUGAAGAGAAACUUGAGCUAGGCACAGUUUUGUUUGAGGAGGAGAAAGAGCAAGUACCAUCACUUCUUCUCGAGCGCUUAUCACCAGCUUCAGUGAAAUUAGCCAUAACAAGUCCUGCAGCUGAGCUAGUCGUCCGUACUGGCCGUAUCCUUCUUAAGGAUAUUGCUUCAACAAUGAGUGUUGAGGAAGUAACCAAUACCCAGGACGAAACUCUUAUUUGCACUCCUAGAUCUGAGCUUAAGGAGCAUUACUCUGUAGCUAAGUUGGCUAAAGUAGAAGCAAACCUGGAAAAUUCAGCUGCAAGUUGUAACGAGAAUCAUUCAAGCAAAGAUGACGAGAAAGGUUCAUUAGAGAAUGUGUUUCAAGAAGAAAAACUACAAGGAAGCUUCUCUGAAUGCAGUGUAGAAGAACAAGCGGAUACAUGUAAGGUUGGUCGUAUCAGUCUUGAACAUUGUGUAGACUUGGAAACGAUGGAUGAGGUCUCUCCGAUGGAAGAAAACGUGUCAGACUGUGUCAAGGAAGGCGGAAGGAAGACUGUGUUGGCUGAGGUAAUGAAAGUGGAGGAGUCUCAUGAAUUGUCUGGUGUUCUCACUGCUUCUGAGAGCCACUCUCUUAUGAGAGUCUUUGAACCAGAGGAAGCUGAAAACAAGUACAAAGAGAACAAGGUUGUGGAAUUGCUGAGUGAAUCUAACAUUUCCAUUAACCUGGAGAAACAGUUAGUGUCUGUGGACUCUGGACUAGACGGAACAAUAAUGAUUAAAGAUCAUACAGGAGCCACUUCUUGUGAAGAGUCGUUUGGUUUUACUUCUCCAGAGAGAAACCAGCUUUCAGGAAACACUGAACCACAUACUGUUGGAAAGCAAGAGCAAAAGGAAGUGGACAGUCGUUUGCUUUUGGGAGAGUCUGGACAGGACCGACUUGGUCAUGGUAAGUCUGGCUCAAGCGAGUAUCAAAGCCAUCAUGGCUCUUCUGUUUCUAGAAAGACAUGCGUCUUAGGUGGAACGGAGGAUAAGCACCAAGGUGAUCAUUCUAAAGAAGAUGAAGCAACUGGUGCAAUUACUUUAACAACUCCCUUUGAGAAAGCCAUCUCUCUGACUCCUAAGGAAUUCACUACUGAGGAUAACACAAACGAGGAAGAUGCCACAAAGGCGACUGCAAAGCAAAGCAGAGGGCAUUCUCCACAUGUUUACUCUCUAAAUCUAUUUGAUUUUGACGCUGUGGGGACAAAGACAGCCACGGAAACUGAAAGAAAUGUUGGUCUUCCCUUGCCAGCUGAAGUUGAUUCCGAGACAAUUGGUGAAAUCUCAAGCCACCUUGAAGUUGCUGGAACCUGUUCCGUGGUGUCAGAAGAAUCUGCUCCUUUCACAGACAUUCAGAGUCAGAUAAAUGAUGAUGCAUUGGAGGAAAUGGAAAUAACAGGUGAUUACAACAUCUCUCUAUUCAAUACAUUCUCAAUUCUCACAGAGAAAGACAGCUCCCUGGAUCUCGAUGAAUCUACUCUUCAUAAUCACAAAGAUGAACAAGUGAAAGCCAUCACUCUCACUCCUGAUGAAAUUACAGUUCAAGAUAAUAUGAUUGAAAAAGCUGCAGAUGAGGAAAUGAUUGAAAACAUUGAUGAAACUGAGAAGCAAGUAGGAGGAGACGACCCGAUCUUGAUUUACAGAACAGAAGUGAAGCCUAAAUGGCAUGAUAUGAAAGAAAAUGCACCGAGCUCAAAGAUUGUUGAUCAUCUUAACGUCACAGCUCGGAGGACCUCAAAGAGACAGCCUCUCAAAGACUUGAGGAACAACUAG
This is a messenger RNA of Microthlaspi erraticum, 3708 nucleotides long. The record is from the annotation of a GenBank genome assembly. Lineage: Eukaryota; Viridiplantae; Streptophyta; Magnoliopsida; Brassicales; Brassicaceae.